AUGAUCCGCCAGGCUCUUUACGAGACGCGGCCCGAUAUGAUAGAGCAAGCUUACAACGGCUCUAGCCCAGCGAAUCCUCACCCGGAUCAUGGAAAUACGCAUGACCACAACCAUUCUCACGAUAUGUACCAUAUCGGCCACUGCUUUGAUCUCGUUCGUCAGUCGAUGACAUGCAAACCUGAUCUGACGAUCGAGGUGGGAGAUCCUGCGCUUGGCGGCGUGACAGGAUUUGGUACAGAACAUCAGUGUAUCAACUGGCAACAGUUGAUGGAUUGGAUGAGGGACAACGAAUGA
Molecule: messenger RNA, 294 nt
Organism: Colletotrichum spaethianum
Lineage: Eukaryota; Fungi; Ascomycota; Sordariomycetes; Glomerellales; Glomerellaceae
Product: oxidase ustYa
Exons: 1
Coding region: 1-294 (97 amino acids)
Biological process (GO): mycotoxin biosynthetic process
Source: RefSeq, a predicted model, not a curated record